AUGGCGAAAUCGAGCGCCGACGACGAGGAGCUACGGCGAGCUUGCGAGGCAGCAAUUGAAGGCACAAAGGAGAAGAUCGUAAUGUCGAUUAGAGUGGCCAAGAGCCGCGGGAUCUGGGGAAAAUCCGGAAAAUUGGGUCGCAGCCACAUGGCCAAGCCCCGCGUUCUUGCCAUCUCAACAAAGUCUAAAGGUCAAGGGACUAAGGCUUUUCUUCGUGUCUUAAAGUACUCAACGGGAGGUGUUGUUGAGGCAACAAAACUGUACAAACUGAAGCAUCUUUCAAAAGUGGAUGUUCUGACAAAUGAUCCCAGCGGAUGUACUUUUUUGCUGGGUUUUGAUAACCUUAGAAGUCAGAGUGUUGCUCCUCCUCAGUGGACAAUGCGCAAUGUUGAUGACAGGAACCGUCUUCUGCUUUUCAUCUUAAACAUCUCCAAGAAUGUUUUGGGUCGUCUUCCCAAAGUUGUUGGAAUAGACGUGGUGGAGAUGGCUCUUUGGGCUAAGGAAAACACACCAACUAUUACUAAGCAGAGGGGGGAUCUUCAAGAUGGCCCUGUUGCAGCUUCAGUUGCAGAAGUUGACACGAAAGUGACAGUUGAAAGAGAGCUCGUGUCUCAAGCAGAAGAAGAGGAUAUGGAGGCUCUUUUAGGCACUUAUGUAAUGGGGAUUGGUGAAGCAGAGGCAUUUUCUGAGCGGCUGAAGAGAGAACUUCAAGCUUUGGAAGCUGCAAAUGUUCAUGCUAUUUUGGAGAGCGAACCUUUAAUAGAUGAGGUGUUGCAGGGGCUUGAGUCAGCUAGUAAUUGUGUUGAGGACAUGGAUGAAUGGUUGGGAAUUUUUAAUCUAAAACUUCGACACAUGAGAGAGGACAUAGAAUCAAUUGAAGUACGUAAUAAUAAACUGGAAAUGCAGUCUGUCAACAACAAAUCAUUAAUUGAGGAACUCGAUAAGCUUCUUGAAAGAUUAUGUAUCCCUUCCGAGUAUGCAACAUCUUUAACAGGAGGUUCAUUUGAUGAAGCGCGCAUGCUUCAAAAUAUUGAAGCUUGUGAGUGGCUGACUAACGCUUUACGUAGUCUUGAAGGACCCAACUUGGAUCGUGGCUAUGCAAACAUGCGAGCUGUUAGAGAAAAGCGGGCAGAACUUAACAAGUUGAAAACUACUUUCGUUAAAAGAGCAUCUGAGUUUUUGAGAAAUUAUUUUGCUAGUUUGGUGGAUUUCAUGAUAAGUGACAAGAGUUAUUUCUCUCAGCGUGGACAACUGAAGAGGCCUGAUCAUGCUGAUCUGCGGUACAAGUGCAGGACAUAUGCUCGCCUUUUGCAACACUUAAAAAGUCUUGAUAAGAACUGCUUGGGCCAAUUAAGGAAAGCUUACUGCAGUUCUCUGAAUUUGCUUUUACGUCGGGAGGCUCGUGAGUUUGCGAAUGAGCUUCGUGCUAGUACUAAAGCAUCAAGGAACCCAACUGUAUGGCUUGAAGGUUCUACUGGUUCCAAUCAGAGUGUGAACAGUGCAGACACGUCUACAGUUUCUGAGGCGUAUGCUAAAAUGCUUACAAUUUUCAUUCCACUCCUCGUAGACGAGAGUUCUUUUUUUGCACACUUCAUGUGCUUUGAAGUGCCCGCUCUUGUUCCACCAGGGAAUCUUGCCAAUGGCAGCAAAACUGGACCCAAUGAUGAUGAUAAUGAUGAUGAUCUGGGCAUCCUGGAUAUUGAUGACAAUGACAGCAAAUCUGGUAAAAGAUCUGCAGAUCUGGAAGCAUUGAAUGAGUCACUUCGUGAUUUGCUUGAUGGGAUACAGGAAGACUUCUAUGCUGUUGUGGACUGGGCAUACAAGAUUGAUCCUCUGCGAUGUAUAUCCAUGCAUGGCAUUACAGAACGAUAUAUUUCUGGUCAGAAAGCUGAUGCUGCAGGAUUUGUACGCAUUUUACUCGAUGACCUGGAAUCCAGAAUUUCUAUGCAAUUCACUCGUUUUGUUGAAGAAGCUUGCCAUCAGAUUGAAAGAAAUGAGCGAAAUGUUCGGCAGGUGGGAAUCUUGUCGUAUAUACCGAGAUUUGCCACUCUUGCAACCCGCAUGGAGCAGUACAUUCAGGGACAAUCAAGGGAUUUGGUUGAUCAGGCAUAUACAAAAUUUGUCACUGUAAUGUUUGCGACAUUGGAUAAAGUUGCUCAGACUGACCAAAGAUAUACAGAUAUUAUGCUUCUAGAAAAUUAUGCAGCUUUUCAAAACAGUCUGUACGACCUGGCCAAUGUUGUAUCCAUUUUAGCAAAGUUUUAUCACCAAGCAAGUGAAUCUUAUGAACAAGCUUGCACUCGCUUUAUCAGCACAAUCAUAUACUCACAAUUUGACCGGCUUUUCCAGUUUUCACAUAGAAUUGAGGAUUUGAUGUUCACAAUCACACCAGAAGAGAUCCCAUUCCAGCUUGGACUGUCAAAAAUGGAUCUGCGGAAGGUUGUAAAAUCAAGUUUAUCUGGUGUUGACAAGUCUAUCAAUGCAAUGUAUAAGAGAUUGCAGAAGAAUUUGACGUCAGAGGAACUGUUGCCUUCGCUGUGGGAUAAGUUGAAGAAGGAGUUUCUUGACAAGUACGACAGUUUUGCCCAACUUGUAGCAAAAAUUUACCCCAACGAGAGCAUCCCAUCUGUCUCAGAAAUGAGAGAUCUUUUGGCAUCUAUGUAG
Messenger RNA from Fraxinus pennsylvanica, 2664 nucleotides. The record is from the annotation of a GenBank genome assembly. NCBI's taxonomy places the organism in Eukaryota, Viridiplantae, Streptophyta, Magnoliopsida, Lamiales, Oleaceae.